Molecule: messenger RNA, 420 nt
Organism: Trichoplax adhaerens
Lineage: Eukaryota; Metazoa; Placozoa; Uniplacotomia; Trichoplacea; Trichoplacidae
Exons: 5
Coding region: 1-420 (139 amino acids)
Cellular component (GO): nuclear envelope; endoplasmic reticulum; membrane
Molecular function (GO): glutathione transferase activity; glutathione peroxidase activity
Source: RefSeq, a predicted model, not a curated record
AUGGCAUCCAUCGGUUUACCUCAGGAUUAUGGCUACUGUGUUUUGGUAGCUGCUGAUAGCGUCUUGGUUUUGAUCUACUUGGGCAUUCGAGUAGGUCGAGCUCGUAAAGAAUUUGGAGUUGAGUAUCCAAAAAUGUAUGAUGAUUCCAAGCCAAUCUUCAACUGCUACCAACGUGCCCAUCAAAAUACGUUGGAAAUUUACUCACAAUUCUUGGCAAUGAUGUUGCUUGGAGGUUUACAACACCCACGUAUUAGUGCCGCAUGUGGAGCUCUUUGGGUUGUUAGCCGUUUAUUUUAUGCUCAUGGCUAUUAUACUGGAGAUCCAGCUAAAAGAAUGCGUGGAGCUUGGGGUGGACUCGGUUUACUAGGAUGUCUUGGCUGCACCUUUUCAUUAGGUCUACACAUGUUGGGAUACUUUUAA